CAGGGAACCCACAGGAGGCGAGGGAAUCGUCCGGAAAUCCGGGAAGGAUCCUGGAGCAAAAGGCCGGCUGACUUUUCGGCAGCGGACCAGCGUCCCGAGGAAGGGCCGCAGACACCUCCCAGAAGCACACAGCGGCGUGAGGGGCGGGCUCCUCCGGCGGAAGCUGUAUCCAGCAUGCUUCAAGGUUACAGCUCUGUUUCCCAGGCCUUGCUGGGGACCUUCUUCACCUGGGCAAUGACAGCGGCGGGAGCGGCUCUCGUGUUCAUAUUCUCCAGUGGGCAGAGGCGGAUCUUAGAUGGAAGCCUGGGUUUUGCUGCAGGGGUCAUGUUAGCGGCUUCCUAUUGGUCACUGCUCGCACCAGCGGUUGAGAUGGCCACCUCCUCAGGGGGCUUUGGUGCCUUCGCCUUCUUCCCAGUGGCCGUUGGCUUCACCCUGGGAGCUGCUUUUGUCUACCUGGCUGACCUCCUGAUGCCCCACCUGGGUGCUGGAGAAGACCCCCAGACGGCCCUGGCGCUGAACUUGGACCCUGCAUUGGUGAAGAAGUCUGAUGCCAAGGACCCCGCCUCGCUGCUCUUCCCGGAGAGGGAACUUUCCAUCCGGAUAGGUAGCACUGUGCUUCUUUCAGACAAGCGUGAGAAUGGCGAGGUGUACCAGAGGAAGAAGCUGGCAGCUACCGACUUCCCAGAGGGCGCGGCCCCCUCAGGACCUGUGCACGGGAACUCAGGGCAACCCGGGGUGAGCAGCUGGAGGAGAAUUGCUCUGCUCAUCCUGGCCAUCACCAUACACAACAUUCCAGAGGGUCUCGCUGUCGGUGUAGGGUUUGGAGCAGUAGAAAAGACUGCAUCUGCCACCUUCGAGAGUGCCAGGAAUCUGGCCAUUGGAAUUGGGAUUCAAAAUUUCCCAGAGGGCCUGGCUGUCAGCCUUCCUCUUCGUGGAGCAGGCUUCUCUACCUGGAAAGCUUUCUGGUAUGGACAGCUGAGCGGCAUGGUGGAGCCCUUGGCUGGGGUCUUUGGAGCGUUUGCGGUGGUGCUGGCUGAGCCCAUCCUGCCCUACGCGCUGGCCUUUGCCGCUGGUGCCAUGGUCUACGUGGUCAUGGACGACAUCAUCCCUGAAGCCCAGAUCAGUGGCAACGGGAAACUGGCAUCCUGGGCCUCCAUCCUGGGAUUUGUGGUGAUGAUGUCCCUUGACGUGGGCCUCGGCUAGCUCUGAGAACCUUGGGACCCCAUGAAGGAAAGCACCAGACUUCUGCAGGACCAUGAGCCUCUCUUCACAUUAAAACCCCAUUCCUUUCUCCCCUCCGUCUCCUUACCCCAGAUCAGCUCUGAUUACAUUUUUUUGACUUUCCGUUUUGCUUUGGAGGGAGAAGCUGGUUUUCUUUGUAAAUCUCAAGGUGUCAUAGAACUGUAGAUUUGUGUUUCGGCCACUGAAUGGAAGGAAAUUUUCUUCAGUGGGUAACCCCUACUGUCCCACCUCCGGUCUCCCUUUCUAGACUCAACUUCAACACCUCAGGGUCACCUCCAGAAGUCAGCUCCUGGGAUACAAGCUCUGAGCAUGUUGGCCUAAGGUUUUGGAGCAGGUUGCCAGGGCCCCCAGUGCUCCUUCUCCAUGGACCCUCUGUCCACCUAGGAUGCCGGGACAGAAGCAAUAGGAACACAGAAACCUGCUUUCCAAGGCUGAACCAGCGUAACAGGGUCUGCUUCCUCCAGGGAGGCACGCACAGGAAGGCCCACACACCGAGGGCAGGAAGUCAGCUGGUCUCUCUCCUAAAGAUGGGCAUUGCUGAAGUUAGAGAAAUAUGGAAAUGAGGGUGACCAUGAACAUGCAGCGCUCUGUGAAGAGUGCCGUGAGUAGGUUUUAAGCUGAGCCCUCUCCCCCCCACGUCCCCGCUCUUUGUAGAGGACAAGAGCAGGCACUUAGUCCUGGCUCCCAGGUCUCCUAGCUAUUAAUCUUGAUGUGUUUAUAGCCUUUGUUUUCCUGAGAGACUUGUGGAUACCAGCAAAUUGCAAAUACACAACCCCCUCAUUGACUCACGGAGUUACUUAAGUCAACUCUAGGGAAUGACAUUCAGAGCCCGACAAGGCUUCUUCUCCGCUGGCCCUUUGGAAGCUUACAAGCCAGAGCCGCUGAGCUUCUACAGAAGCUUUGAGGGAAUCUGGCCAGCGGGCUUCUAGUGGGGAAGGAAAGGGGAGGAAGAAGAGGUAUUUUUUACAUUUCCUUAGAAAACUCAAAACUCUGAGAUGAUCCUGAAGAAUGACUGGACCUUGACUACAUGCUAACCUGCUCCAUCAUACAUGUCGCUUCACCAUCCGCCCUCCCAACGCAUCAGCCCCAAGCCCUCCCUGGCUGGGGAGUGUGUGGGACUCAGAGAAAAGGCUUCACCCGGGAGCCAGGCACUUGGGUACUGGGUUCUCAGUAUCUGCCCUCUGUGUUUACAUGUUCCGUCCAUCCAUGGAUGGAUACUGUAGUCUGUGAAUGCUCAAGAUCCCAGAGGCCAACCUCGGCCGGAUGUGUUUGUUCUUCUGAAAGCACUUGACGAUCAAAAAGACACAUCCAGAGAUCUGAUUGGUUGAGGUUAGCUGGUUUGGUGAUUGGCACGUGUGUGUAUAUUUCUAUCCUUACGUCUCCGUGUGUCGUUCUGUUGCUGCAAAUCAUCCUUUCUGUUGGAUAAGACCUCGUAACUGUGAUUCAUGUCAAUAAAGGGAAUUUUGUCGUGCA
Messenger RNA from Rattus rattus (black rat), 2715 nucleotides. It is a transcript of the gene Slc39a11, whose product is annotated as solute carrier family 39 member 11. Gene Ontology annotation, biological process: zinc ion transmembrane transport. Gene Ontology annotation, cellular component: membrane. The transcript has 10 exons. The record is from RefSeq and is a predicted model, not a curated record. Lineage: Eukaryota; Metazoa; Chordata; Mammalia; Rodentia; Muridae. Gene Ontology annotation, molecular function: zinc ion transmembrane transporter activity. Bases 175 to 1203 code for a protein of 342 amino acids.